AUGGCUGCACCCCGCUCGUUGGAUCGCCCUGUCCAACUACACAAAGAUAUCUCCGAUGAAGAGGAUGAGGUAGAUGAUCUAGACGAAUCUGCCCCCGAAGAUGACACUCCUGAAGACGAAGCCUCCGGCUCUGAGGAUUCUGAUUCAGAUGGACAAUCAGAGGGUUCCUCAGCAGCCGACUCGGUCGUCAAUGAGGAACCAUCCUUGAACGAAAUCAGCUUCGGUGCAUUGGUCAAAGCUCAGGAGUCCUUUCAUCCCAAUCCUCGAAAGCGGAAGCUAGCCGAUACUCAUCAGCCAGAGUCUUCGGGAAAUCAUGCAAACCAACAGGAUGACUUUUUUGACACUCGCAAAAGGUCCAAGGAGGCUCCUGUUCAAGCGACAAAACGUUCAUCCAAACACGCUCCGGCUGUCGAAUCUGCCAGAAAACCUGUUUCGAGGAAACGUGCCGUCUUCGACGCCUCGGCCGCAUUGAAGUUCCGAGAUCCACGGUUCGACCCAACGGUCAUGUCUGCAAACCGGGACAGGAAUGCAGUUGACAGAGCGAACAAAAACUACUCUUUCCUAUCGGCAUACCAAGCGUCCGAGAUUUUAGAGCUGAAAUCUCAGAUCAAGAAGUCCAAGGAUCCGGAAGCGGUAGCUAAGUUGAAGCGCCAAGUCAUGUCCAUGGAAGCCAAUGCUCGAAAUGCCGAGAUCAGGCAGAAGGAAAAUGAGAUCAGAAGCAAGCACAAGCAACAAGAGAAGGCUGCUCUGAGCGCUGGCCAGAAAUCCAAGCCGUACUACUUGAAGGAUGCAGAGGUCAAGAAGUUGAUCAACGAAGAAAGACUACAGAGCAUGGGCAAGCAGGCUCGUGAGAAGGCUGAAAAGCGGAAGAUCAAGAGAGAAAAGGGUAAAGACGCAAGGGACAUGCCUAGAGCAAGACGAGACAGGUGA
Molecule: messenger RNA, 930 nt
Organism: Exophiala bonariae
Lineage: Eukaryota; Fungi; Ascomycota; Eurotiomycetes; Chaetothyriales; Herpotrichiellaceae
Exons: 1
Coding region: 1-930 (309 amino acids)
Biological process (GO): maturation of SSU-rRNA from tricistronic rRNA transcript (SSU-rRNA, 5.8S rRNA, LSU-rRNA)
Cellular component (GO): 90S preribosome; nucleolus
Source: RefSeq, a predicted model, not a curated record